GUUUGAGAAGCUUAGAGCUUUUGCGAAGCCAAAAUUCGUUGCCGCUAACGACUGAAAACGUGCGCGAGCGAGACGCGACACCAAUAAGUGUGAAAGAGACGUACGUAAACUGUAAGCUACGCCUAAUCAAUGCAUACAACCUUCGCCUGAAGCCUGCAGAGGCUUCAGUGUGUCGCGUACACUUCAGUUGGAGGGUGUGUGUGUUUCCGCCCUGUUAAUAUUAAAUUAAAAAAAAAAAAACAUAAAAUAACUAUUUUAAAUUGAAAACCGCUUCGAAAUUCGAAAACAAACACGCGUUUAUAUAUUAGUUUAAAUUGAUAUUAAAUGUAAUAUUAUUAUUAUUAUUAAAUAUUAAUUAUUACGUAUUUAGAGGAAAAAAAAAUAAAAUAAAACAAUGUCAGUGGAUCCAGUAACCGUGAGACAUCGGAAAAUUAUGUGAUUCUGAAAUGUGAAAACACCAAAUGAUAAAACUGUAGUGUAAUAUAUAAACAAAAAUACAAAUUAUAUAUAUAUAUAUAUAUAUAUAUAUAUAUACACAUAUAUAUAUAAUAUAUUAUACAACAAUUGAAUGUGACCAUAGAAAUUUUUAAAACGCAAUAAACAAAAAGCCAAAAUUGUGAUUAUCGUUUGAUUGUAUUUUUGGUGUUUUAAUUUGACAAGAACAUGAUUUUAGUGUAGUGUUAUUAUUAGAGAAUAAAUAUAUAUAUAUAUAUAUAUAUAUAUAUAUAUAUUGGCAUAUAUAUAUAUUACAUAAAAAGGGGGGUAUACUGCAAAAUGCUUACAAUGUCGACCCUAAUGAUGCCCGCCGCUACCAUGACGACAAUGACAAACGCCGGUCCCAUACCAGUCGCAGCCGCUACGAAGCUCGAACCGGCCAAGCUACUGCAGCUCCCGCAUCCGGCCCUGAUGCAGCAGUUGCCCCAACAGCCGCAGCCUCAACAGCAUCAUCAUCAGCAUCAACACAACAACAACAAACUCGAACACUAUCAUAUCUUCGUGGGAGAUCUGAGUCCGGAAAUUGAGACCCAAAGUCUAAGAGAUGCGUUCGCGCCCUUUGGAGAAAUAUCAGAUUGCCGCGUGGUAAGGGAUCCGCAGACGUUGAAAUCCAAAGGAUAUGGAUUCGUUUCCUUCUUAAAAAAAUCCGAAGCGGAAUCAGCCAUCACAUCGAUGAAUGGCCAAUGGCUGGGCUCCAGAUCGAUCCGCACAAACUGGGCGACGAGGAAACCGCCAGCACCGAAAAACGAACUAAACUCCAAACCUUUGACCUUCGACGAGGUCUACAACCAGAGUUCGCCGACCAACUGCACGGUCUACUGCGGAGGUCUGACCACUGGCCUCACCGAGGAGCUGAUGCAGAAGACAUUCCAACCCUUCGGCACCAUACAGGAGAUCAGGGUUUUCAAAGACAAGGGAUACGCCUUUAUCAGAUUCUCGACGAAAGAGAGCGCCACCCACGCAAUUGUGGCGGUACACAAUACGGACGUCAACGGGCAACCGGUGAAGUGCUCGUGGGGCAAAGAAUCCGGGGAUCCUAACAACGCACAAGCCCAAGGACAGCUCGGGGGUACAGCUUACAGCCCCUUCGGAGCGGCGUACACGGCCGGUGGGGUACCCCCCACGUCGUACUGGUACAACACGUACCCCCAACAGCUGGGGGGAUUCCUGCAAGGCGUCCAAGGGGUACAAGGGUACUCCUACGCUGGACAGUUCGCGGGAUACCAGCAACAGUACAUGGGGAUGGGGGGAGUGCAGCUCCCGUGGGCCCUGGGCGGGGGCGUGGGGGGCGUCGGCUCGGUGGGGGGGGUCGCCGCCAUGUCCCAGCCGCCGCAGGUGCUGCACUACCCCGUACAACACUUCCAAGUCCAGCCCAUCGGUGAAGAUGAGUGGUUGGCCCCGAGUCUACUUGUGUGAGGCCAACGCGCCCCACCACCCGAGCCCCCCUGCUGCUGUCUCCACAAAGAGUGGGUGUGAACUCGUUUCUAUGCACAUUCACAGUUCAUUUAAGUGCGUAAUUUUACAUUUAAAUUAUAUGAACAUUCACAUUUCAUUUAUUUGUAUAAUUUCUCAUUUAUUUUUACAUAUAAUUUUACAUUUAUUCCUGCAAUCGAGUGAGUUUUACGCCAAAGAUUUUUUUUUUUAUUUCGUUAUAAAUGUAUUUUUAUUUUUAGUGUGGUUUUUCUAAUACCAAAGAUUAUGAAGCGGCAAAUAUGGUUCGUGUGUGGAUAGUGCUAAAUAUUAUGAAAUAAUAUUAACGGCUGAAAGCCAGUAAACGUUAUAGUUAAGUUACAUUUACCGUCAUAAUACGGGUGGGAUAUACAUAUAUACUAUCGAAAAAGCGAAAUGUGAGUCAGUCUUGUCGAAAUAUUUUAGUUUCUACUGCUGCUUAUGACUACAUGGGAAAUGCGUUGAAAAUUAAUUAUAAACAAAUAAUUUUAGAAAAUAUAUGGAUAUUUAAAUAUAAGGUUAUUGAUAUAUAAGAUAUAGUUUUAAGCGAUGGUAAUAUCAUUUGUCACGCGGGCCAAUAUACGGUUGCGAAAAUUGUUUUUUUUAUUUUGUUUUUGUGGAAAAUCUAAGCGGUAACUGACGAAUGAGGUCAUAAUGUACCAAAACAUCUGAUAGCACAAGUAUAGUCUAAGAUUAGUGGAAAAAAUGUAGAUUUUUGGAAACAUGUUUAGUAGGGUCGUAGUAAAAAAAUUAGGCAAGGUUCCGAUCAGUGAGUGAGACGUUUUUUAAGACAUUUUUUAUCCGCUGAGAUUGCUAGGGACGUAAGGACGAGAUAAAUAGUUAAAAGAAAAAAAAAAUAAAAAUAAAUAAAUACGAAUAGUCGAAAAUGGGGGUUUCUAGUCAUCUCCCUUCGGACGUGCAUUAUUUUCAUUCUGAAACCGAGACAAUGCCAAAUUCUGAACCAUAAAAUAACGAAAUCAUGAUAAACUUAUUAACUACUGUUAUAAAAAUGGUUGUGUCUAAAUAUUAAUAGAUACACUUUAAUGACUUUGAGAAGAAAUAAAAAAUACCGAAAUGUAGUGAAAAUAUUAGAUUUAUUUAUUGAAUAGGUCGAUAAGUGAAAAGAAAAAAUAUUUAUUGCAUAGAUUGUAAGAUGCAUUUAAUCGUUUACUGUAGCUAGAUAAAAUGGGAAUGUGUGGGAAUAAGAUAAAAAAAACAUUUCUUUCGUUUAUCUCUCAAAAUCGACGCGUUCGUCUUUCUUCUGAAAACUUUCGGCUGAUUCUAUGUGACGACUUUUAUCAUUUUUUUUUUAUUUUUUUUCUUUUAUUGUUUUUAAAAUAAAAAAUCUCCAUCGUGUGUUUUUAUUUUUUUGUUUUGUUUCGUGUGAGUCCCUCUACAGGGGUGUGUUAGUGUUCUAAAAGAAUAUAAAUUAAAUGAGAAGUAGUUUUACUACAUUGUCUUUUUUGAAACAUUUUGAUGCGGCGAUGUUGCGUCGCCCUAAUUCUAUAUGAUAUUUUGUAAAACAUGUAUUUUAUACAUUAUA
Messenger RNA from Galleria mellonella (greater wax moth), 3487 nucleotides. Its product is annotated as cytotoxic granule associated RNA binding protein TIA1. The transcript has 10 exons. The record is from RefSeq and is a predicted model, not a curated record. NCBI's taxonomy places the organism in Eukaryota, Metazoa, Arthropoda, Insecta, Lepidoptera, Pyralidae. Bases 775 to 1911 code for a protein of 378 amino acids. Gene Ontology annotation, molecular function: RNA binding.